AUGUUAACGAUUGUAAAAAGAAUUCGAGAAGUAAGGAUGCAGUUUGAUGAGCAGUUUUUUUAUAUUACUAUUUGCCUUUGGUCUUUUUUUGUUCUUUUCUUUACACUUCCUGCAAGCUACAUAUUCAAUCGCAUAAGGGACCUGCGUACAUGGUUCAUUUUUAUCACUCGCUCAGCUCACUCAACGCAUAGACGAAGGGUUGCUUUCAUCCAAAGACAGAUGAAAAAAUGGAACAAUAACGGUCGGAAAACGAAGUUGUGUACUUCGAGGCGUGGCUGGAAGACAUUGGGAGUUUGCCUUCCGAAGUACAAAGAUGGCUGCACAUUAAUAAAUAUUAGUGGUCUCCAAGAUAUAUUAGAGAUAAAUUUGCAACAGGAGUAUGUUCAUGUUGAACCUAUGCUUAAUAUAGGACAAUUAAUCAAAUAUUUGGUUCCGAAUGGUUAUACCUUACCAAUAGUUCCGGAGCUAGAAGAUUUGACAGUUGGUGGCUUGAUUAAUGGUUUUGGAGUUGGGUCAAGUAGUAAGAAAUAUGGUUUUUUUCACGAAUUAUGCCUGUCUUUCGAAUUAGUACUGAGUGACGGGUCACUGGUCACAACGGCAAAGACGGAAGGGGUUGAAAAAGAUUUUGCUUUGUUUUACGGGGUUCCUUUCUCGCACGGUAGUAUCGGUGUUUUGGUAUCAGCAAAGUUGAAGAUAAUUCCGUGCAAGCCGUUUGUAAAGCUGACAUAUGUUCCUUGCAACUCGCUAGAGCUUUCCGCUUGUUUUUUGUGCGCGGAGGACCGUAGCAACGAGUUUGUUGAAGGCAUUCAUUUCAGUCAAGAUUUUGGGGUUGUAGUGAAGGGCUGUUUUUCUGAUGGUCCUGCUAGGAACGAACGUAUAAGUACAAUAGGUAAAUGGUAUCAGCCUCUAUUCUUUGAACACGUUUCAAACGUUGGAGUUUUGGAAGGAUACACGGAACAUGUGCCAGUUGUCCGAUAUUACUGUCGACAUUCAAAAAGCUUUUUCUGGGAAAUUAAGAAUAUUCUUCCUUUUGUUCGAAGUGACUUUUUCCGAUUCUUUCUUGGUUGGAUGUUACCACCUAGAAUAACAAUGCUGAAAGACAGUGUCACGCAUCAGAUUGAAAAUUAUCACAGAAAAAUUAAUGUUAUCUGUAGUUUUUUGCAGUUUUUUCCUAAGAUGUUGUUCGUUGCAUAUUUACUUUGGUUGUUAACUGUUUCACAGAUUUAUCCACUCUGGCUGUGCCCCUUAGUUUUGAAUCCAACUCCUGGUUUUAUGAGACAAAGGGCGGGAAAACGACUACUGUUUUGUUGCAUAGGGAUGUCUGGUACUUUACGAAAGUCCGAUGUUGUUAUUCCUAAUGCACUCAAGAAAAUAGAAGCAUAUUUAAGCUCUAUUAGUGGGUUUAAGAUGGCGUUUGGAGAUUGUUACAUGGACAAACCUCAGUUCUGGGAAAUGUUUAAUUCAAAUUUGUACCACUGGCUACGUGUCAAGUAUGACUGCCAAGAUGCUUUUCCUGACGUCUAUGACAAAAUUUGUUAUGCUGCUUACAGUUAG
Messenger RNA from Enterobius vermicularis (human pinworm), 1554 nucleotides. Lineage: Eukaryota; Metazoa; Nematoda; Chromadorea; Rhabditida; Oxyuridae. The record is from the annotation of a GenBank genome assembly.